Messenger RNA from Macroventuria anomochaeta, 460 nucleotides. RefSeq lists its product as uncharacterized. The coding region runs from base 1 to 420 and encodes 139 amino acids. The transcript has 2 exons. NCBI's taxonomy places the organism in Eukaryota, Fungi, Ascomycota, Dothideomycetes, Pleosporales, Didymellaceae. The record is from RefSeq and is a predicted model, not a curated record.
AUGGCUUCAAAGGAGUUCGUAGAGUUUUACAACCUGAGGAUCUGGGAGGACGACGAUAUUCAGGAAGCCAGGCCGAGCGGGAUAAGUAAUAACGUCAGUACCAACUUCGAGGACACUCACAACGGCAGUGGCUACGACAGUGGCUUCAGUGGCAAUUUUAGAAAUCACGACGGCGGUUACAACACCUUUGACAACGAGUAUGGAGGCCAACACGGCUGCUUCAACGGUGACGAUGGGCGCUUCGAUACUCACUACACUGGCUUUCGUGACCAAAACUGCGGAUAUGCUGGUAGCCACACAGGAUGUGGUAGUUUGAUGGCGGCUACAGCUAUGAGGAUGUACAGUGCGAUACCUACGACGAGUCCAGCGAUGAUUAUUAUGGUAACGACGACUACUGACAGUACAUUGGAAGCCUCGUAGAUCUCGAAAACACACAACAAGUACAAGAAACAAGAGCCAG